Closterium sp. Yama58-4 is the source of this 261-nucleotide messenger RNA. Lineage: Eukaryota; Viridiplantae; Streptophyta; Zygnematophyceae; Desmidiales; Closteriaceae. The record is from the annotation of a GenBank genome assembly.
AUGGGCGGUUUGAACUGUUCGAGGCAAAGGAGCUACUUGACGGUAGGCGCCAUGGCGGAGGAAUUUAUUCUUACAGCGAACGACCUUAUCACGGGGCCGCCAUCGCCGGUGAUUCUGCGAGACCUCGCGCCGCGAGUGUUGGAGGGCCUCAAGACGUGCAGCGACCGAUUGAGAGCUCUCUUUGAAUGCUUGCAUGCAAACGAAGUGGAGCCGUUCUGCCAGGAUGCCAUCAUCACACUACGGCGCUGCACGGCGCACAGG